Dermatophagoides pteronyssinus (European house dust mite) is the source of this 514-nucleotide messenger RNA. RefSeq lists its product as uncharacterized. Lineage: Eukaryota; Metazoa; Arthropoda; Arachnida; Sarcoptiformes; Pyroglyphidae. The record is from RefSeq and is a predicted model, not a curated record.
CCAAAUUUCUAAAAAAGUCCAAUUUUUGAAAAAAAGUUUGAAUUCGAUAUUUUCUAAUUGAAAUUUAAUAAACAAAAUGGUCAUACAUAAAACCAACAACAUUUACAUUUACAUUGCAGCAUUCCUCAAAUUGAAGGAAAACGUACGUUAUAUGGACCGAAAAGCCAUUCAUCGUAAAUUCAAUAACAUUGUUUCGAAAAUAAAGCAAAAAAAAGCUGAUUAUCGAACAGUUAAUGAUUGGAUCGCAGCAAUGGAUAUGUUACAAGAAUUUAUCAAUGGUCAACGUUUUAUUGAUUUUUCAAUUGGAGAAUAUAGAUGGAAUUCUAUGUUAACAUUCAUUGAACAAAUGAUGAUGAUAGCCAAUAAAGCAAAUGAAAUGCCCAAUAUUUUUGCAAAACAAUUGUAGGAACUGUUGAAAGAUGCAACCGCUCACUUGACAAAUAUUCAUAAAAUAGAGCAAACAACUAUUGAUUAUGAAAAUAAAACAAAAGAAGAAGAAAAAUCGAUACUUGUC